This is a messenger RNA of Sebastes umbrosus (honeycomb rockfish), 3096 nucleotides long. RefSeq names its product phosphatase, orphan 2 (gene phospho2). The transcript is spliced from 4 exons. Gene Ontology annotation, molecular function: phosphatase activity. Lineage: Eukaryota; Metazoa; Chordata; Actinopteri; Perciformes; Sebastidae. The coding region runs from base 120 to 842 and encodes 240 amino acids. The record is from RefSeq and is a predicted model, not a curated record.
CAGCACUUGGCCAGUAGGUGGCAGUAAUGAGUCCAGAAUCACAUCUUGUAGCACAACAACAAGACGAGGAGGAAGACGGACAGAGCGGUGGACUAAUGUCAGACAGGCUGAGGUGAAACAUGAAGACUCUGAUGGUGUUUGAUUUUGACCACACUGUGGUGGAUGACAACAGUGACACUUGGGUGAUCAGAUGCCUUCCAGGUCAGACUCUUCCUGACUCGGUGAAGAAUUCCUACAGAAAAGGCCACUGGACUGAGUUCAUGGGCAGAGUGAUGAACUACAUAGGAGACCAGAAGGUCAGCCCCGACAGGGUCCGCAGUGUGAUGGAGACCAUCCCCUUCACUGCCGGAAUGACGGACUUACUGACGUUCAUAUCAGAGCAUAAAAGCACCAUUGACUGCAUAGUCAUCUCUGACUCCAACACCAUGUUCAUAGACUGGAUCCUCCACGCAUCCGGAUUCCAGGCAGCUGUCGACCAGGUUUACACAAACCCGGCUAAGUUCAAUGAGCUCGGCUACAUGGAGGUGCAGUGCUACCACUCUCACGACUGCGAUCGAUGCCCCGUCAACCUGUGUAAGAAGAAGGUCCUGGAGCUGUAUCUGUCGGAGCAGUCUGACGGAGGCGUGGAGUACGAGCGGGUAUUUUACGCGGGGGACGGCGGGAAUGAUCUGUGCCCUUCUACCUGUCUGAGAGGGCAUGAUGUUGUGAUGCCCAGGAAGGGGUACACCCUGGAGAAACUGCUGGCCAAACUGGAAAACAACGCUUCUCUAAGAGCUAAAGUCAUUGCCUGGAGCAGCGGCACUGACAUCCUCGAGGAGCUGAAAGCAAGUAUGCAGCCGUAGCCUCGGCCAUGGAGUGCAAUACUUGAUCGAAAUCUCAGUCGUAAAUGAAAUAUUGCACUUGCGGGAAAAUAUGGAGUGUGUGCUGCUCCCCGUGAUUGUUUUUAAAAAAUAAAUUAAUAUUAUGAAGACAGUAUUUAUAAUUUUUUAAAGUUGGUAAAAUUAUUUUAAUUAAGAUGCAAAUCCUUGAAAUGUUAUAUUUUCCUAAACAGUAACAGCCCCCUCAAACAAGGUUGGACUCUCAGUUCUGAUUAAGGAUUUGCCUUUUAUUCAGGCGGAGGUGGAGAAUGGGGCCCAAUUGAAAUAUAAAUACAGUACAAAAACAAUGUUUACAUUGAACUGAAAUUCAGGGAUCAAGAUUUACAGAGAAGUUUAAGACAGCAGGUUGACUGGUAAGACAGUAUGUGUUAUAAUGGCAACUGGUGCUCAGUUGUUCAGUCUUCCUGCUAAGCUAAGUUAAUCAAUCACCAUAUUUGGAUGGCAGACUUGAUAGUAGUACUGAUCUUCUGAUUUAAAGGUGCUGAUCGCGAUAUUCAGAGCAUAUUUAUUGCUUCCACACGGCUCUCAACAUGGCGACAGCUGAGCCGACGGCUCGCAGCUAAUAGUACUAACAGAGCAAACAGUGUUUACCUAAGGGGGAACUGGAGGGGUGGGUGCCAGGCUUCCACGACGACGAUCAGGACGGCGUUAUCAGCUGUAACCGCCGUAUGAGAACAGUGCAGAGCGGCGGCUGUGAACUAGCCAGUGGGGCAUGUUCACAUGCACUAAAAGGCAUGUAUGGCCGUCCCAGCUAUGUCAACAAAGCACAGAGAAGCUCAAAUUAAAACACACACAGAGGGAGAGAGACUUCAUUCUCUGCUCAGGUAGACAUUACGCCUCUAUAUCUUUACACAGACAAUAGUUGUUUGCUGCUAUAUUAGUGCUCUGAAUAUCGUAUAGAGCACCUUUAACUCUGGACGAGAGAGCGAAUAAGUGCAUUUCCCCCCCAAAAAAUCUCUUAAGAGUAUCUUAAAGCCAGGUAUCAACUGGUGUAGCCAUCUUCCAACCACAUUGAAACACAAUAUUCUAUAUUUUCAGUACUUAUUUUGUCAUUACAAUAUGUUUAUAAGUUAGAGUUUACAGAGAUCAGUUAUGUAUGAAGCCUUUGCAGGGCACUUCAGCUAACUUAUGUGCUUUUAAACACACUAUAAAACCUACAAAUACACUUUAUGAUUUUACCAAUGUAUUAGCAGUAUGUAUUGAAUUGCAAUAUGCCUUUUUUUAUUACAGCAGACUUGUCAUAGAAGGAAAAGCACAGAUCAGUUCUCAAAAUAUGUCUCUGUUCUAUUUAAGUGUCCCUGUGAGCCAGAAUGCAGAAUACCUAGACGCUGAAACUGAAGCAGCUAAAUGAAAUUAUUCAUUUUUUUCAAAUUUACAUCUGUGCUUUUCCUACUGUGACAUAUCUAAAUGUCUCCAGUGAAAAAGGCGUAUCAUAGUAUAGCUAAUAAUUACAAUUUUAGAUCAGGGCCAGUAACCAGCAUUUUGAGCGUAACACCUCGACAUUAAUUUACCUCAGUUGCCCAAUUUGCUAUUAAGAAAUAAAAUGAAUAAAUCUGUCUUGCCAAAUCCAUUGUUCAUAAUGUGUCAAAGUUGUCUAAUGGUACUUAAUCUUACCACUGAAAGUAUAACAGCACUUAUAAUAGGGAGAAUAACUUCCAUGAUCGCUACAAACCUUUAAGAUCAUACAGUAGGAGAACACAUAACUGAGCUAAUUACAGUAGGUAUUACCCAUAGUUGGAUUAUGGAUUAUAUAUUUUUGCUCUUGUAUCUAAUAUAUGCUGCUCUGUGGUUUUGAACAUCUCUGACCUUCAGUGAUUUUGACUGUUUUACAUCUCAGGUCUGUGGUUUGUAGUCCAACAUGUGAAGCUAUUUUGAUUGUUUAAACCAGGUUUGGAUUUGUGUUGACUGAGUUGGCUCAAUUGAACGGCAUAAACCUAAACUAACUGUUUACGCUAAAUGAACAAAAAGUCUCAGAACUGCUGUUUUUACAUCCAUCCAAUGCUUCACACUGGUUUUAUUCAAUAAUAUUAUCCAGUUUACUGUUUGAGAGAGUUUUAGACCGGCUAUGAUAGAGUAUGUUAUUCCAACUUAAAUGUUCAUGGAAACAUGCGUUGAGAGAUUUUGGUUGACACUGUCAUGAAGCAACAUGUGAAAUAUGACUUGUUUAUUCUUAAUCAUGUGAUUCUGAUGAUGCAAUUAAAACCAGAAACCUCUUGGA